ACAACAUCCUUUCCUGUCACCACACAGAGAAAGUAGAGCAGCGGACAGAUUUACAUCGCACUCACAUGGUGUUCAACCACCAAGACUGGAUAAAGCUAGGUUUUGUGCUGGACUGUAAUUCCUGGAUUCCUUUAGCACGGUGGAUAUGGGAGGCAGAGAGGAGGUAGUGGUGAGUAGGCUCGGGUCCAACAUGCAGUUUCCUCACACCAGGUUGAGCCGUUUCAGGCUUCGUCCUGCCCAAAGCCCACUGAGGGGUAAACGCGUGAAGCCAUCCUCCCACAAGAAAAAAGACAGAGAUCCCAGCCCCACCGAGAUGAGUGUGGAGCCCUGGGCCAGCCCGCAGGACCAGGCAGCCGCUGAACACGCACACAGCACGCACACGCUUACUACCCAGGAUCAGGAGCAGCACCCAGACAAACUCUGCCUGGACUCCUUCUGGAGUGAGGUGGAGACCAUCCGACAGGGGAGUGGCUACACAGACCUUGACUGCACCAGGAGAGACUCUAGACAGUCAGAAGAGGGUGAACAGGAGGAACAGUGGUUGGCUGAUGCUGGUUUGUCGACCCUCAUCAGUGAGGACAGCGGAGAUGUAGACAAGGUGGUGCUGCUGUCCACUCUGACCCGGACCCAGGCCGAGGCCGUCCAGCGUCGGCUGGAUUCCUACACACUAUCCCUCCGCAAGAGGAACAAACCUCCGCCCCGCGACGUUCGUGACAUAUUCCACUCCCCCAUCACUCAGACGCUUCUGCCUGAGUCUCAGCAUAGUGAAGACCUUGCCCAUAACAGCAUGGAUUCGGUUGCCAAAACACCACUAUCAGCUGUGACACCGGAGCAUCAGCGAGGUGCCACUAAAGAGGAGUUCUUCAUCACCGAUGUGGCUUACUGCGAACAGGCCGUCAUCUUCCUCAAACAGGCCAAACUGCCGCAGAACAGCAGUCAACGCAGGAAAGAGGAUGGCACCCUGCCUCGUGUGAUCUGCCCCAAGUGCCGUCUAGGAGUGACUCGUAUCCAAGAUCUCUCCCACACUGACAUGAAGAAGGUGCGUCAGUUGGCUCUCAUCGACAUGACAGCGCUGUGCGACCUCUUAGAGCUCGAGGUCAAAAGGCACAAAACCUGCAAGAGGAAAAUCCCAGAGAGCACGCUCUUCGGGGUGCAGCUGGCCACUCUGCUGGAGAACGAUCAGAAAAUGAAGCCCAACACCUCGACUCCUCUCUUCCUGCAGACGUUGUUGUCAUUUUUGGACAAGAAAGGAGUUGAUUCGGAGGGGAUCCUGCGGGUUCCAGGAUCUCAGUCCAGAAUCAAGCUGCUGCAGCAGACCUUGGAGACCAACUUCUACUCAGGGCAGGUUAGCUGGGACGAAGUGAAUCCAAACGAUGCUGCUGCACUACUGAAGAAGUUCAUCCGGGAACUUCCCGCUCCCCUGCUCACUGCCGAGUACCUCAACACCUUCAGCGCAGUCAGAGACAUCACAGAGCUGAAGCAGAAACUCCACAUGUUGAACCUGCUCAUCCUGCUGCUGCCUGAGCCCAACAGGAACACACUGAAGGCCCUCCUUGAGUUCCUCAGUAAGGUGGUUUCCAGGGAGAAGAGGAACAGGAUGAACCUGUGGGCAGUAGCAACCAUCAUGGCUCCCAACCUCUUCCUCCAUAAGGCCGUCCCCAGCAGACUGACUGAGGGGGCAGAGAAAGGACAGGCGGAGAAGGCAGCUGAUGUUAUGAGGCUCCUCAUCCGCUACCAGGACCUACUUUGGACGAUCCCCAAUUUCCUCAUGAGCCAGGUGCGUAAGCUGAACGAGAACAGUAACCGGCGUUACCAGUUCUACGAUCGCCGCAUCAAGAACCUGCUGAGGAAGAUCCACACAGACAGCCGGGAGAAACCUGAUAAGAACACCUCAGAGCCAUGGCGUACGGUGAAGAUCCAGGUCGGGGAUCUGGUUAGCGGCACCAUGGACUUCCAGCUCAACAUCAACGCCCGAGCCUCAGACCUGCUCGCCCAGUUUCAGCGCCAGUUCCUCCGCAGCCCUGAAAAUGGGAAGGGCAAAAUGCGAAGAAAUGGCUCUGUGGCAUAUCCAGACUGUGCCCUGUAUGAAGUGGGAGGGAAUAUUGGUGAGCACUGUCUGGAUCCUGACACACACCUUCUGGAUUUGUACAACAGUAACGCUGCAGGGGAGUGGGUCAUCAAGCUGAAACCCAACGCCAGCAGAGGGCUGUAACAUGGGGGACUGUGGACAGAUUGAAGGACGGACAGAUCUGGAAACAGGUCGCUGAAGAUGACAUAAGCAGAGCCUAAAAAAAAAAAAAAAAAGAUCAAAUCCAUGCAGCCUCCUCUCUACUUCCUGUCCUGUUCAACUUUCGAGCAACAUGGGAGAGGGAGACAGAUGGAGGAAGCAGAAACAGAAAAAUGGAAAAACUGCCAGGAGCAGAGCCUAAAGACUGUCUAUGAUCAGAUGAACACAAAACUGCGCUCUUUGUCUUUGUUUCUAUGUUUCUCUCUCUCUCCAUCUUCUUCUCCUUUAACGCAAAAAGCUGCUGACGUGACUCAUUACUUCCGACAGAGAACCUGCUGCACAGAAAGGAGAGAGAGCGUCUGAGCAGUUGGGUUCGCCAUCUUGCCUCUCAAACAAUCAUGUCCAACCAUGAGUGAGCAGAUGGGGACGCAGAGCACCUCUGGCUAUAGAGAGCUCAAGUCCCUCCCUCCUUUCUCAGGCCAGUCGGACAGUGUGCUUUCCUGCUGCGGGUUUCAGUCAUGACUCUCAUGUAAAAAGGUGGAACAUGAUUCAGGGUUUUCUGUCCUUAUUCUUUCUUUUCUAAAUUGAUUUCUAGUUACAUUUUAUUAUUUUAUAUAAGAGAAAACAGCAUUUAGUUUGAGGUCGCUUGAUGUUGGAAACAGCACAACUCAAACACAGAUACACACAGAGCUGAGAUCUGUGUCUGAAUCUAGGAAACAGUAAAAUGUUCAACUGUGAAACUGACUUAUUCAGACCUCUAGAGGAAAGGCCUUCUUUCUGUCAUUCUGAAAUUCAGGCAGACUUUAAAUAGGAUUAUUUCAAAUGUGAGAACGCAUUAACUCUGUGUAACGGUCUCAGCUGUGCCCGCUUGCUUACAUGACUUUAAAGAAACUGGACUGGAGAAAGCUACAGUAGUAGACACCCUUCUACCUUGAGAAUAUGGACAGAAAAUCCUUGUAUUGUG
Toxotes jaculatrix (banded archerfish) is the source of this 3191-nucleotide messenger RNA. RefSeq names its product rho GTPase-activating protein 40. Bases 146 to 2212 code for a protein of 688 amino acids. NCBI's taxonomy places the organism in Eukaryota, Metazoa, Chordata, Actinopteri, Toxotidae. Gene Ontology annotation, molecular function: GTPase activator activity. The transcript is spliced from 15 exons. Gene Ontology annotation, cellular component: cytoplasm. The record is from RefSeq and is a predicted model, not a curated record. Gene Ontology annotation, biological process: regulation of actin filament polymerization; signal transduction; regulation of small GTPase mediated signal transduction.